AUGCUGAGCCAGAAGUACAAUGCGUGGUUCCCGCCUGCACAGGUCACGAAGAUCAUGCAGACGGGCGAGAAGAUUGGGCAGGUGGCAGCGGCUGUGCCUGUCAUCGUCUCCCGGGAGCUCGGGCCCUUUCUGGAGUCACUGUUGAAGAAAGCCUGCCAAGUGACCCAGUCUCGCAACGCCAAAACCAUGACCACGUCCCACCUGAAGCAACGCACUGAGCUGGAGCGGCAGUUUGACUUUUUGAAGGACUUGGCGGCGUCGGUGCCUGACGUGCAGGGGGUGGGGGACAGCCACAUGGAUGAGGACAGUGCUCGCAGCGGUCGGAAACCAGGCUGCAGUGGUCGGAAGAAUGGUGGAAUGGGAAGCAAAGGCAAGGACCAGAAGCUGUCCGGGACAGACUCUGAGCAGGAGGAUGAGUCUGAGGACACAGAUACUGAUGGAGAAGAAGAGACCCUUCAGCCUACAGCCCGGGCUAGCCACCCUCCUGCCCCUUUCCCCCCACCUCCCAACCCCUCCUUCAUGCCCUUUGCUUCUACUCUGCCUUUGCCCCCAGCACCACGCGCUCCCUCUGCACCCGAAGCAGACGAUGAAGAAGGCUAUGACUCCUAG
Octodon degus (degu) is the source of this 609-nucleotide messenger RNA. Its product is annotated as dr1-associated corepressor-like. Gene Ontology annotation, cellular component: negative cofactor 2 complex; nucleus. Lineage: Eukaryota; Metazoa; Chordata; Mammalia; Rodentia; Octodontidae. Gene Ontology annotation, molecular function: core promoter sequence-specific DNA binding; transcription corepressor activity; RNA polymerase II general transcription initiation factor activity. Gene Ontology annotation, biological process: positive regulation of transcription by RNA polymerase II; transcription by RNA polymerase II; negative regulation of transcription by RNA polymerase II. The record is from RefSeq and is a predicted model, not a curated record.